AUGGCCCCCGCCCAACGGCGAGAGACGUCAGAGGCCGCCUCAAGGCGGUUUCGACCUGCACCGCUGCUGAUUCGGGAGGAAAGCGCAGAGAAAGCUGGAGCAGCCGGAGCCAAGCCCAGCCUCAUCUCCUUCGAAGGGCCGAACCUCCUCCUAUCCACACCGUCUUCUCCCUCCACGCCUGCACGGGCAAAGCCUAUGCGGCGGGCUUCCAGCAGCGGCAGGCUGAACGGCAGCCGCCCUCAGCUUGCACCUUUGCACAGCCAAGUGCCCAAGGGAAGCUCAAGUUUCUCUGCAAAAGACGACCUCUUUGUGAUGGGCACUGCAACAGAUCUGGCUCGCGUUAUCAGCGCCGGAAAUCUUCCACGGACGCCUGCAGCCAAAGGGACGGCGAAGAAGCCGGGCUACCUUCCGAAGCUGGCAGGCAGCCCAGUGCUCGCCGAGACUGAAGACGCCGCUGCGUCUCAGAGUGCACCAGGCUCCAUGAGUGGAUCAAAGGAGUUAAAGGAGGUCGAGUUCUGCCCAACGCCGAUGAACACAGUUCAUGUGAUAACGCCGUACUCCAAAGUUUACGGCACGCACCCCAAGCUGUUCCACUACAAUCGGAAGGGCGAGCAGGAACUGAACGAUGCAGGGGUCGCGGCGAUGAUGGACGCCGAGGCAGAGACCGAGAAGCUCGACGUGGACUAA
This is a messenger RNA of Symbiodinium sp. CCMP2456, 687 nucleotides long. The record is from the annotation of a GenBank genome assembly. NCBI's taxonomy places the organism in Eukaryota, Dinophyceae, Suessiales, Symbiodiniaceae.